Amoebophrya sp. A120 is the source of this 6295-nucleotide messenger RNA. The record is from the annotation of a GenBank genome assembly. Lineage: Eukaryota; Dinophyceae; Syndiniales; Amoebophryaceae.
GAGCUCCUGGAACUACAUCCAGUUCUUCUUCGUGUAGUGCGAAAGGUGCGGCUCCAGCGGUCGCAUCUUCCAGUAAAUCUUCCACCGCCGCGGCGGCUGCGGCCGGGAGACUGCUCGGUACUGCUGGCAGGCCCGCCUCAGGCGGACGCGGAGGGAGCAAUGCAAACGCGAAUGAUCAUCCUGGAGCGAAUCAUGCGAAUACUAGAUCCGCAUCUUCAAAAUCUUCAGAUCCCGUGUCAGCGCAGACGAAAAGGAACAGUGCCGAGGGUGCGUGUGCGAAGAACAGCACUACAAAUACUUCUUCUACUGAUAGCCCGAAUAGCACAUCUCGUAAGAAGGCGAGCAAACUGUCAGAUUGCCAGGCCGCGGAGGCACAGAACCGGCACCAGCCGGCAUCUUCUGAAAGAACAAAUGACCGGGCGGCGCCGGCUGAACACGACAACAUGAAGGAGAAGAUAGACAUCAGCGAUGGUCCCAUGCACAGGCAGCUCUCAGGAGGUCCUCGCGGGGAGGGCUCAAGUUGGAUGCAAGGGAGAGCUCGGCCACCUGUAUCAAAUGUAAAAGUGUCUGGGUCUGGAGGAAGGUUGGAACUUGUGAUGCUGUCUCUGGAUUCUAAAAAAAUUUGUAUUGCAUGACCAGCAAGAGGACUCCAUUUUGUGCUACGCGGAAAGGGCAUUUGUCAUGCGGAAUAGGCAUGAGGAACAAGCGCUCUAACAAUCUGUGAUGCUAGGCCAUGCAUUCCAGGCAUUAUGGAUCAUGCAAAAUAUGCAUGACCGAUCUUGAUAUCUCCCAGACCCAGACAUUUUUACAGUUGAUAACCUGCGAGAAGUAACCACACGCGGUUCCAUACCGAGCCUGGAAGGGCGGCCGCCCACAGUCCGAACGAGCUCGAGGAGCUGCAGGGAGAAGGAGACGUACAACCACAGAUGGUUCCUACUUCAGCGUUAAGUCCCAAGAUGAACCCGCUCGAAGAAGACGAACCUUCGAUAUCCGAGCUGGUAAUCGCGGGUGGCAAUCUCGACGGGCCAACGGGAAGUGGGACGUCGAUAAAAAAUAACCCGGACAGUCGUCACCAGCAUUACCACAAAUCUUCUGACGCACACAAUCUGCUGCUGGGUGCCUUGAAGCAAUAUAAAACUUUGCACCGUGCAGGAGCAGGAACAUCAAGCAAGCCGCAAAGCUUCGAUCUACAAGCCACCUCCAGUAGUGCUGCUGCCGGCGGAUCGUCGUAUUAUUGCAGUGAAGCUGCUGAUGCUGAUGUGGUCGAUCCGCAGGAGCAGAAGGCACAGAUUAAACAGGAGCUGCCUCCUAUUAAACAGGACGAUGACAUUGAUGUUCUGCUUCGUGGCCCUGCCGAUCCUGGAGCUGCUGCAGCUCCUGGUACUACGAGCAGUAAAGGCGUUGUUGAGGCGGAACUACUACAAGACCUAGGACUUCUACAAAACAGCCCAGGCCUGUCGAGCCCCCAGAGCAGCAAGCCGCGUGUUGAGUCCGACGAGUUGAUUCAGCAGCUAGCGGAUUUGGGAAUUUCCGACGACAGAGACAAAGUCGGAGGUGGAGGUCCGCAGGCAGCUGCAACUACUGCUGCGCUAUUGGAACAAACCUCCAAGAACGCCAUCAAGUCCAACAGAGGUAGCCCGAAAGACGACCCGGAGGUGGAAGCACUGAGCAGGGAGUUCCAGGAAAUCCUGCUUGAUCCUGGUGCACCUACUUCUCUACAACAGCCUGCACUACCCAUCACGUCGAAUAGCACCGCUACUACCGAAGACGAACAUGCCACACUGACUCGUCAGAUGAACGCAUUGCCGAGCGUCGUAUUGAAACGGAAAAAACGAGCGGCCACCUCCGCCGCAGCGGGGGGCCGAGGUUCUUGUGGGGAAGCUGCAAGUAGCCCAGGAGCAGCUUCGCCCGGUGGUGGUGACAUAAAGUCGAUUCAAGGCAGUUCCCCCGGAAGAAGUUUUGCUGGUUCACCGAAGAAGUCCGCCGAGGAGCAUCCAGGAGGUAGUUCUUCUUCAAGUCGUGGAUUGCUGAAAAAGAACUCUAAGAAGUCGACAUCUCCAAAUAACCUGGAGCAGCACGAACUGGAGAACAAGGUCCCUCUCCACGUGCAGCUCGGUGCCCGACUGGAAAUAUUACAGAAGCAGAAGGAACAAGCGUCUACUGCGGAAGAGGAUUUUUUCGACGUCAACGAAGCAGGUCGUGCAGCGGGGGCACCGGUCGUGGGAGCGUCAUCUUCUGGUGCAGCGCAGACGAACAAAAGAGGUACUACAACAGCAACUUCCAGUGCAAGUGUAACAUCUCCUGCAGCAAGCGCCGCUGCCUCGCCCCACUUCGGCCCAAGCAAUUCUUCUUUCAUCCCGGAUGACGGCUUACUACCGAGGCGCCAGCUUUCCGAGCAGGUGCGACCUACGGAGAAUUUAUCUUCGGCGGCCGACACAAGCACAACCGCAACCUCAAGCAGUUGUGAGGGCAGGAAGAAAACUCGCCGCCACAGUGACAGCAAACUUGCGAACGCAGGGGACAAGCUGCGGCUAGAACAACAAAUUGUGGCUGCAGCGGGCGGUGGUCGUGCUGGUGGUGAACAACAGCAGGAGAAGAUCAUGAAACAUAAUCACAAGCACAACUCAUCGUCGACUUCCAAACACGGCGGUAGAAGUGCUGGACAGAUGGUCGAGAAGAUGAAUUGUGGACCACAAAUAAAAGCUGUAGUACCAGCGGCAGAGGACGUGUAUUCCGAGCGAUUGAACGACACCCGCGCGUUACCGCGAUCAUAUAACCAUGGCCCCGCUGGUGCUAGUCACCACCAAAAGCGACAUCAUCAUGACGCGAGCUUGGUGACCGGAUCGAUUACUGAGUUAAACCACGGUGGUGCGAAGGCAGGCUCUUUUCAGCAUAGUAAAGAAAGCGACAGUCGGGGCUCGUCCUACAAAUCCAAACAGCGAACGAGGCAACCGCAACAUGAUGUCGUGCAGGAAGUAGAUCGUGCGCCAGCGUUCACGUCAGAAACAGGUGCUUGGCCACAACAGCACGACGUCGGCCCGCAAGAGAGUAGACAUCUUUCGCCAAAAAGUACUGCGCCCAAGAACAAAUCUUCAUCUCCUUGGCAAGAACCGCGUGGAUCUCCUCCUCUGCAACAGCAUCAACAUUCUGCCUUGAAACAAAAGGAAAAGGACAGCAGCGCUGCAAAAGAGGCUUCCUCCACGAAGCAAGUGAUGACAUUGCAGCAGUUACAGGACCAGGAUCUGGAAAUCAAUGGAGAAAGGAAGAGCAGCAACGAACGCGACCGUCGUGAUGAGCAAGAACCUCCUGCCAAAAAUCGGGUCCAGAAAAAAGUCCCUGAAGACCACGCACCUACCCGGUCCCCAGAGCAGCAGCACCAGGCCGGGUCUCAACUCUCUCUGGCCUCUAUGAGAGUGCACAGCCCCCCCCUCUCCCUCAUUUGUCAUGUAAAACCCCGAAUGCAAGUACUGCUGCUGCUUUGUGGCACUCUCUGCAUGACAGAUUCCGGAAGCCCAAACAGUACUACGCUAGGCGCGUGAAUUCGCCAGAGCUGCACAGGCUCCACGCGUGCUGGUGUUUGUAUUGCUAUUGCUGCUUAUGCCAUACAAAUCUAUGAGGGGGAGGUGGAGUUGUGCACUCUCAUAUCCUCCGGCUCCGCCGCAGAUAGCGAAUUACUCGACCGACUUCUGGGGUUUAAGAAGACGGAGAUGGAGCGGCAAGCGGCAAAAGAAAAACUGAGGAGACUGCUCAGGGAGGAGAUAUCAAAUGCAAAUAAAGUAUGUCUGGGUCUGGAUGAAACUUGUGAUGCUAAAGUAUCAUGGAGAAGACUGGCGCUCUGAAGUGAAGCCAACAGCAUGACAAGUCUAUAACUUGAUGACGCCGUCUGAUAUGCUUAGCACGGAUGACAUCAAACUGCGUUUUUUCAUGACGAAAAAGUGGCGCCUUUCUUGCGGGCUGCGCAGUACAAAUUUCUAGGAAUUCGAAACAUACAACACACGACGUUCCACUUUUCCAGACCCAGACACACUUGCAACGCAUAGGAGAAGGAGGCUAGCAAAAAUGCUCAUACAGGAGGUGGAGAGGCGAGAAGUCGGGGAUCGUCUUCUGCAGCACCAGCAGGAGCUGGUGGAGGUGCACCACCAGCUUCUACAACUUCAUCGAAAAGUAAAAGGAGCCAAAAUUCUUAUCCAGUCUAUGAAUCCUCCUCUAGCGAGGACGAGAGCUUCCACAGCGGAGGUAGUCUUGAACACCAUCAAGAGGACAACAUCACUGACGGGGAAAAUCACGGAGGUUCUUCUUAUGCCGACGAGGAUCACGACCAAGAUGACGCAUCGUCUUCCCUAGCGGGGUCAUCCGAAAUGAGUGGAGAGGAUAAUGAUGAUUCCGACUACUCUGGCCAGUCUUUAUGAUCCAGGAAAAAACUUCUACACCCAUCUUCCCCAUGAUCCCAUGUGCUGUCAUGCAAAAAAUACUUACAUCAAAAGCAGUGUUUGUCAUGCAAAAAAUGGAUCAGCAUCAGGCUGGGUGUUAUAUUUUUCUGGAUACUCUUUACCCCUGUCGUAUUUGUCCGACGCGCGGGCCUCGGACACGGGGUCGAUGUCAUCCGGAAUUGAUGAAAUGUUGUAUCGCACAUAACGUGAGCAGGAGGUUAAGUACUGGAGAUAAAGUACUAUCGACAUGGUGAGCAUUUUCAUCUACUAUCAUGAGCAGGAGACGACCAGGACUACGAGGUAUAAUCCGUAUAAUUUUUUCAAAACUAGCAACACGACAAGAAAAAGAAAAACAAUCUUAGACGAGACAGACUCAAUAUCAAUCUACGAUUCGUGAAAACGAAAAGCACUGACUCCGACCAUUGUUUUUACGUGGAUCUUCUAUGUUGUGGUAGACUAUACAACUACACAACAUUCUUGAAUGUGUAUUUUUUUUUCGCGACAAGCAUGAAGAUAGAUUGAAGUACAACCCGCCGGAAGAUGUAGUUUUUUUUUUAUUUUAUUACUCUAGCGAAGGAGCAAGGGCAACGGCAAACACAUCAAGCCGCGGCCCCCCUUUGGUUGCAAAGCCGGGCUGUAACAGGUCUUCAAGCGUGUGAGCUAGGGUGACAGUUUUUUAAGCGUGUGAGCUAGAGCUUCUCCUUGUGACGAGCUGAGAUGCGUCAAUUUGUGUGUGCUGGCGUACGAACAACACCGCAAUAAAAGUUGUCUAGAUUAAUAACAAACCCUGCAGCUACAACUGCUCUUUUUGUGUAGGUCGUCCGCAGGAGAGCCCCGUGAAUAAACGCAAAAUGAAAAUAUUUCCAACUCGAAGCAGGAAACAAAGUCAAAGAUGCAGAAGAUGAAGAAGACAACGUUGUGCCACACAUUAUAGUUGUAGAGCUACUUUUUUUAUUUCGCUCGUCUGGUACUAUCUCGUAAAAAAAAAAUAAACAUCACUGCCUUUGGCUCUCAUCAUCGUUCUAUCAAAGAACCAGAGCUGCACCUGUAAUAUCUAUGCCUAUGUACAGUACUUUGAUACCAAGAAUCAGUUCGCUGUGCGCCGUUCCUGAAGAAAGUAUAAUAGAGCUGACAUCACCAAGGUGCACCAGAUGAUGUGACUCAUUGUCGACAACAUGAACAUUCUUAUUUCUCGUUCACCCGAGGAGCAGGAGAAUCAAUAAGAAAGCUGCGACAGUCAGAUACAUCUUCAUGCCUCAUCAAAUUGUGAUGGUUUUUCGUUUCAAUAUAUUCAUCUCUUUGUUUCAUAAUUCAAGACCAAUGUCAGUCCUAGAAUACUUCUAGCUCCUAGUAAGGUUGACAUGGACCACCCCCAGAGCUUUCGUUUAUCAUCCUACGAACAAAAACGGCGUCAACGUUAACGUUUCUUCUUCAGCUUAUUUCCUUUUCUUGCUUUGAAUUGAGAUUGUUAAUGAUGUUGUGUCGUUGUCUCUUCCUCUUGUCUUCGUGUAGUUGUAAGAUUUUUGAAUCUGCUUCUGCGAAACGCAAAGAAAUCAAGAUGUUGAAAAAAAAGCGUUUAACAUAAAGACCCAACUCGAAAGAGCGUCUUUUAAUCUAUUUCUACUAUGCGAAGUAGCCCUUGCAUACAAAAGACCUCGCCACCAAGAUAGCUCAUCUGGCAGCUCAACAACAACAAAUGUAAUAUCGGCAGCAAGAGAGCGUUGUUAUAUUUUUUUUUUUUGCAAAUGGUGGCGGCGUCGUCGUUUCUACUGAGUGUCGGAUGUAGUUGUAAUCAGCUUACCGUGAGGCAACUUGCGAUGAAUCGUUCGACUAUCCUCCAUUAUUUUCUUUGCUGCUAUUUUUGG